Sus scrofa (pig) is the source of this 4419-nucleotide messenger RNA. Lineage: Eukaryota; Metazoa; Chordata; Mammalia; Artiodactyla; Suidae. The record is from RefSeq and is a predicted model, not a curated record.
CCUGUCGCGGCGCAGGCAGUCGGGCUGCUGGAGUGCGGCGCCACCGCGGGAGUCAGCGAGCCGGCUGCCGGGCGCGCUGGCAAGGGGGUGGCGGCGAGGGCGCGGCGGCUGCGGUGUGCAGGGCAGGGGUCUGCAAGGCUGCAGCCUCCUGAGGGCCAGCCUCGCCGAGACGGGAACUGGGUCUGAGCCCCGCGCACACCAAAGACGAGGCGGCUGUGGCGGCAGCGGCGGCCCCAGCCAUGCUGUGCUAUGUGACGAGGCCGGACGCGGUGCUGAUGGAGGUGGAGGUGGAGGCGAAAGCCAAUGGCGAGGACUGCCUCAACCAGGUGUGCAGGCGAUUGGGAAUUAUAGAAGUUGAUUAUUUUGGACUGCAAUUUACGGGUAGCAAAGGUGAAAGUUUAUGGCUAAAUCUAAGAAAUCGGAUCUCCCAGCAGAUGGAUGGGCUAGCCCCUUACCGGCUUAAACUGAGAGUCAAGUUCUUCGUGGAGCCUCAUCUCAUUUUACAGGAACAGACUAGGCAUAUCUUUUUCUUGCACAUCAAGGAGGCCCUCCUGGCAGGCCACCUCCAGUGUUCCCCAGAGCAGGCAGUGGAACUCAGUGCUCUCUUGGCCCAGACCAAGUUUGGGGACUACAACCAGAACACGGCCAAGUACAGCUAUGAGGAACUGUGUGCCAAGGAGCUCUCCAGUGCCACCUUGAACAGCAUCGUGGCAAAGCAUAAAGAGUUGGAGGGGACCAGCCAGGCUUCGGCUGAAUACCAAGUUUUGCAGAUUGUAUCAGCGAUGGAAAACUAUGGCAUAGAAUGGCAUUCCGUGAGGGACAGCGAAGGGCAGAAACUCCUCAUUGGGGUUGGACCUGAAGGAAUCUCAAUUUGUAAAGACGACUUUUGCCCCAUUAACAGGAUCGCUUACCCUGUGGUGCAGAUGGCGACUCAGUCGGGAAAGAAUGUGUACCUGACCGUCACCAAGGAGUCUGGGAACAGCAUCGUGCUCUUGUUUAAGAUGAUCAGCACCAGGGCAGCCAGCGGGCUGUACCGAGCCAUCACCGAGACGCACGCUUUUUACAGGUGCGACACAGUGACCAGUGCCGUCAUGAUGCAGUACAGCCGAGACCUGAAGGGCCACCUGGCUUCUCUGUUUCUGAACGAAAACAUUAACCUGGGCAAGAAGUAUGUCUUCGAUAUUAAAAGAACCUCAAAGGAGGUAUAUGACCACGCCAGGAGGGCUCUGUACAACGCAGGCGUGAUGGACCUCUUACCAAGAAGCGACCACAGCCCCCCGAGUUCUCCCCUAAAGUCCUCCGAGAGCAGCAUGAACUGCAGCAGCUGCGAGGGCCUCAGCUGCCAGCAGACGCGGGCCCUCCAGGAGGAGCUGCGCAAGCUGAAGGAGGCCAUGCUCUGCAUGCUGUGCUGUGAGGGCGAGAUCAACUCGGCCUUCUGCCCCUGCGGCCACACUGUGUGCUGCGAGGGCUGCGCCACCCAGCUCCAGGUGAGGGGCUCCCCGGGCUCCAGGGGAGGGCUCAGCUGGCCGCCACAGACCAGGUGCUGGCUUGAGGGACACCAUUGGAGAAUGUCUAUCUCCACCUGGAGAGAGUCUUUGUAUUUAGCGACUUAGGAGAUGUUGCUCUCUGGAAACAGUUCGGAUUAGCACACUCUUUUUAACAAUGUGAUUGCAAAAUCACAAGCUUUUUGCAAGGCCUGGAAACGAGGCUCCAGUUCACAAGGUAACACAUCUAGUCAGUGGCUGAGCCGGGCACUGGAAUCCAGGCCUCUUAGGGCUGGUCAACUCCUCUUGCGUUUCACGAUGCCUCCACAUCCUGACAACUUAGGAGGAUGGUCUUUAUUACAUACUUGUAUUAUCUGAGAAAGAACAAUAGGGUUUGGAGUGGGUUAUCCAUGAGUGGGUUGUUGACUGAUUACUUGUGAUUCUUUUUUUUUUUUUUUUUUUUACUGCCUGUACUCCCUUGGGGCCUUGUGGAUUGGCUCUCACUUAGCAAGUCAAACUAGUUGUAAUAUUACUACAACCAAAAAAAAAACAAAAGCACCUCUUGUGCAGUAUCUUUCCCUUUCUUGCACCUUGCAUUUUCUCUUAAAAUAGUAUUUUCAAUUCGUUUUCAUUUCCUAAAACUGUUGGCUAAAUUUCAUUGUGGCUUUGUGUAAAAUUAGUCCUAAGUAACAUCUAGUCCUUCAGAAGCUGCUAAUUCAGAACUCUUGAAGGCUGCACACAUGCCAGGAUGCCUGUGUCCUUCCUAAGAGCAGGUGGUGAUACUCAGAUGAGUCAUCUCCUAGGAGUGGUUGGUCAUCAAUUUGCCUUUCUGCCCAUAUCAUCUGACCCUCAUGCCUAAGGUUCCCCUUGUGGCUGAGGAAAGGACAUGCUUGCUGAGAAGCCAGCCAGGGAUGUGGAGCUGUGACCCAUGACUAGAGCAGCCAUGCUCACUGGCCAUGAGGCAUCCACCUGGGAAUACCACCCUGAGCCAGCUGAGCCAAGGACACUCAGCCUCUGGAAGGGUCUUCCACAUCCCUGCCUAAGGCUCUGGAAUCAGCCCACUUAGGGACCACAGCCUUAUUGCACAGCAAGAUGCCUUUAGUAAUCCCUUUACUCAUGUGCGUUGUUUAGAGUAACUUAAUCUCCUUUAGUUUAUGCUUUUUCGUAGUCUUCAUUUUUUUUUUAAUCUCUUAUUAAAUGCAAACUUUCCCAAACUGAUUAGAAUGCAAAGAUCUCUCCCAGUAGAAAGCUAGAAGUAGUUGUGACCACGGAGCACUUAGAAACCGAGAUUGUGCAGGUACCUGGGUGGACCCUGAAGACACAGAUCCUCGAAGGUGCCCUGACUCGUACUGUCAUCCUCUCUCUUCCAGUCAUGUCCCGUUUGCAGGUCGCGAGUGGACCACGUCCAGCAUGUCUACCUGCCGACCCACACCAGUCUCCUGAACCUGACUGUGAUCUGACCUGCUGUGCACUUACCAGACGUGCCGUGUCUCCAUGAACUGCACUGUUAGAAACUAUAAAAAUGAUAGACUGUGGAGAGAAUAAAUACUCCACCACCCAUCUGCCAUGCAACGUUUAGGGACAAAACAAAAGGAAGAAUAGUGAGAAAACGAUUACUCCUCACCGCCAACAUGUCCCACACGUAGAAUCAGCACCUCCAGGGUGACGACGAGGAAGAGCUCUGGGCCCCAAACACAUUCCUUGAACUUUGCUUCUUUUUUAUGAUCUAGCGAAGGAAUCAGGAUCAAGUGAAGGAAUGGACGUCGGUUCCGUGGCAACAUGGCCAAAGAGUGGGGACCUUUUAGAAAAUAAUGUUGUAAGUCUCCCUAACAUAUCCCGAGGUAAGUUACCUACCUGCAAGCCAAUUUUGUAAGAGUUCCUUUUAAGGAUUUACUUGGGUUUUUUAGUACGGGUCACGGAGCGCCAGACAUUUUUAAUAGGAACAUUUUUCUUCAAAGAGAUAGUCAUUGUUUUCAUGUCAUGUCUGUUUUUCUAACUUGUUCAAGAAUAAUUGGGAGGCCAACAGUUAAAACUUUAUUCGGGGACUUUUUAAAGGUAGACAACAAGUUGUCGGAUUUAAACCAGUCUGGCUAGUAGAAAACAGAUCACCACGUGGCUGGUUUCCUAUCUCUUCUCCCUCUCCUCUUCCCCAAGCCUUUCACUUAUAAAAUGCUGCCAGGUUGGUUAGAUGAGUUCUAUGGAGUAGUCAGCACUCCUUGGGCUUCUUGAGUUUGUGGAAUAUUUUAAGGCUGGGAAGGGGGUGUGUGUUCCUUGGGAAGAGAGAGCAUUGCUUACUGCGACGAAGCUCUGUGGUGUACAAAUGAGGGUGGUUCGUGAGUUCUCCCAUGCACCCUGCUCCAGCCUCACCCAGUGGGGUUGCUUUUGCUUGAGCCAUCAAGCCUUUUACAGCCUUAUCAUAAAUAUCUUAGGUAUUGUAUGCUUUUUUUUUUUUUGUACUAUAUGCUUAAGUGUUAACUUUUCGUUGUCCCUCUAUACGUGUUAGAGGGGUUUCGGGGUCUUUUUGUUUCUCUCUUCCUAAUCAUGUUCUCCACUCCCACUUGGGCAUUUUGGAUGCUGGUCAGCUUGUGGGUUUUCUAGGAUGUCGGGAAACCUCGAUGAGCUUAUUGGGUGCAAUACUAGCUAAGUUAAAGCUAGAAAUCUACACUGUCACUUUACUGAGAUUUCUGAGUAUACUCUUCAUAUUGCCUUAAUGUAGCAGUAAUGUGUUUAUGCAUUUGUUUCUUUGCACAGACAUUUUGUCAAAUAUUAAAACUCUACUUUUUUAUGGCACAUUAUUAGCAUAUAAGCCUUUAUUCCAAGAGGUAUUUAUUUUUUCACUUGUAAAAAAAAAAUAAUGUUUCCACAUAAAGAACUCUGUUAUAUCCUAAAGGACUUCUGUCUUUUAUAUUCAGGAUAAUAAAGACUUUAAAGCAAA